Silurus meridionalis is the source of this 587-nucleotide messenger RNA. It is a transcript of the gene rps20, whose product is annotated as ribosomal protein S20. NCBI's taxonomy places the organism in Eukaryota, Metazoa, Chordata, Actinopteri, Siluriformes, Siluridae. Gene Ontology annotation, molecular function: structural constituent of ribosome; RNA binding. The record is from RefSeq and is a predicted model, not a curated record. The transcript is spliced from 4 exons. Bases 155 to 514 code for a protein of 119 amino acids. Gene Ontology annotation, biological process: translation. Gene Ontology annotation, cellular component: cytosolic small ribosomal subunit; ribosome.
GAGCGGUACCCGGAUGUUCCAUAUAUAAGACUCUGAGCAGGCCUGAAGCCUUCCCUUUUUCGUGCAUAAAGCACACGGUGCGUGUCUUUGUGUUUCCUGGCUCACCGCUGUUCGCUUUAUUUCUCACGAAUAAGUCGGUCAGGAAUACUCAAUUAUGGCAUUCAAAGACACUGGCAAAGCUCCCGUCGAGGCUGAGGUGGCCAUUCACCGCAUCCGGAUCACCCUCACCAGCCGUAACGUCAAGUCUCUUGAAAAAGUGUGUGCUGAUCUGAUCCGUGGUGCCAAGGAGAAGAAUCUUAAGGUGAAAGGACCAGUGCGCAUGCCCACCAAGACUCUGCGUAUUACCACUCGUAAGACUCCUUGUGGAGAGGGUUCCAAGACCUGGGAUAGGUUUCAGAUGAGGAUUCACAAACGCCUCAUUGACCUUCACAGCCCCUCUGAGAUUGUCAAGCAGAUCACCAGCAUCAGCAUCGAGCCUGGUGUAGAAGUUGAGGUUACCAUCGCAGACGCAUAAGAUGCUCUGUGUUGCCAGAAUGAACAGCAUUGACCUUUUCAUGACUGUGCAAUAAAAGAAAAGUUGGAUUAAA